Molecule: messenger RNA, 228 nt
Organism: Racocetra persica
Lineage: Eukaryota; Fungi; Glomeromycota; Glomeromycetes; Diversisporales; Gigasporaceae
Source: the annotation of a GenBank genome assembly
AUCAUACAAGAAAAUCUACAGUAGACUCUCAUUUAAAAUCAGAAAAACAUAGAAAUAAUAUUAAUAAAACUGAAAAAUUGAAAUCAACUCGCCAAACAACUCUUGAUACAGCCAAUAUUAAUGUAAAUGGACAGGAACUUAUUAAUAUUGCUUUAGUAAAUGCAUUUACUAAAGCCGAUAUUCCUCUAUACAAAAUCGAUAAGCUUAAAAGCUUUUUUUUAGAAUACU